GCGUUGCACCCGCAUGCCGCUCAGAGCGCAGCGUAUGAUUAAACGGCUCUGAUAAAAUAGCUUUUAUAAAAUGACGGAUUAGAGAACUGCAGUUCUGUGGGUGAUUUUAGCGGCUUCUAGCGAAGAGCUAAUCGGAAUACUGAGAUGUUUGCAAAAGCGUUUCGUGUGAAAUCUAACACCGUUAUCAAAGGAUCUGACAGGAGGAAGCUGAGAGCGGACAUCUCUGCCACUUUCCCUUCUCUCCCAGCUGAGGAACUAAAUGAGCUGAUCCCAAAUAAAGAAGAGCUGAACAUUGUGAAGAUUUACGCACACAAGGGAGAUGCGGUCACUCUGUACGUUCUCCAUAAAAAUCCCAUAUUCUUUCAGCUGGACAAGCAGCUGUUUCCAACAGUGUACACACUGUGGCGGUAUCCCACCAUGUUGCCGGCACUGGUCACGUGGCCUCCGGUCCUGCAGAAGUUAGCUGGUGGAGCAGACCUCAUGUUGCCUGGUGUGGUGGUGGCUGCUGAGGGUCUUCCUGAGGUAGAUCAAGGAGACUGCUGCGCCGUCACGCUUGUGGCGAGCAGGGCCCCAGUGUCUGUUGGCACAGCAGCUGUGUCGAGCGCUGAGAUGAGGAACAGCGGCAUGAAGGGGAAAGGAGUGAAUAUUUUACACACAUACAUGGACCAGCUGUGGGCGUUUGGUGACAAGUCACAUCCUCCUGUCAUACCGGUCACAAACUCUCCAUCGGAGGCGGAGGGGGAACCGGGGGGAGAGGAGUGCGAGGAUGAAGAGCAGGAGGUGGAGGACGGCUCCCAUCCGGCUCCAGUGGAAACAUCUCGUCAGAGCAUGCAGGAGCUGAGGCUGGAUGAAGACGAGCUGUUGGACGAGGAGGAACCGCUUGAGGAUAAAGAGGGAGAAAACACAGAUGGAGAAGACGGAGACCCUAGAUCCCCACAGGAGCAGAUGAACGAGUUACUGCUGCAGUGUUUCCUUCACGCGCUUAAGAGUAAAGUCAAAAAGUCAGAGCUGCCACUUCUGACCAGCACCUUCCAGCGCAACCACAUGAUGUCCUGCUGUCCGAAAGGAAAGUACUUGGAUAUCAAGAAGUCCCGUUACAAAAAGCUUUCUAAGUUCCUGCAGUGCAUGCAGAAAGAUCACAGUCUGAUUCAGGUGAAGGAGCUGAGUAAAGGUGUGGAGAGCAUUGUGGAAGUUGACUGGAGAAACCCUGAGUUAUGUUCUUUCAGGAUACCGGCGGACUUUGAGCCGGAGAAAGAGUCCGAGGAGGAGGGUGGAUCUUCUGAGGUGCCGUACCAGCCCCCUGAAAUCACACCACUGUAUGGGGUCACCGCACGCCUGGAGCCUCUCUUUCAGGACGCCCAGAAAAAGAAGGGGACUCCUCUAAAGGCCAACGAAGUGAGGAAUAUCAUCACAGAAUAUGUGAAGAAAAACGAACUUGUCCAUGAAACCAAUAAAAAUUAUGUCAACAUUAACCCUACACUUUGCGACUGUUUGCUGGAGAAGUCUGAAUACCAGGAAGUAGAGAAGCUGAAAUGGGACGACCUCUUUAGCAGGACUCUCAGCAGAAUGCAGGCCUGCCAUGAGCUGCUGUUUCCAGGUCAGCCUCCCGUGGUUAAGAAAGGACAGAUGGAGCCUAUAGACAUUACGGUUGCCUCCAGGGGCUCCAAUAAGAAGGUUACAAUGAUUAAGAAUCUGGAGGCGUUUGGGUUGGAUCCAGCUGUGGUAGCAGACACUCUGCAGCAUCAGGUUCAGGCCAGCUGUGUCCUCCAGGAUUCCCCAGGAGCCAAAAACAGAGUCCUGGUUCAGAUCCAGGGAAACCAGGUUCAACAAGUUGGCAAACUGCUGCUAGAUCGGUAUCAGAUUCCACGGAAAUAUGUGCAAGGUCUGGACAAAGCGUCCAAACCAGGCAAGAAGAAAUAGCAGAUGACACCUUAAAACAGGAGCCAUAUGUUGCUGUAAUGUGUUUCAAAUAAUGUCUGGCCCAACCAUAACAUCAUUUGUGCAAUAAAAUAAGUCUGAUUUCAUUCUGAA
Molecule: messenger RNA, 2031 nt
Organism: Puntigrus tetrazona (Sumatra barb)
Lineage: Eukaryota; Metazoa; Chordata; Actinopteri; Cypriniformes; Cyprinidae
Gene: eif2d
Product: eukaryotic translation initiation factor 2D
Exons: 15
Coding region: 145-1920 (591 amino acids)
Biological process (GO): formation of translation preinitiation complex; translational initiation
Molecular function (GO): translation initiation factor activity; RNA binding
Source: RefSeq, a predicted model, not a curated record